Molecule: messenger RNA, 368 nt
Organism: Racocetra fulgida
Lineage: Eukaryota; Fungi; Glomeromycota; Glomeromycetes; Diversisporales; Gigasporaceae
Source: the annotation of a GenBank genome assembly
AAGCUAAUCCUAGGUGGUAUGUUCAAGUAGAUUGGAUCCCUUACACUAAUCACUAUGAGAUAGCAUUGUUGCUUUUUUUGGUGGUUGAUAGUUAUUUAUCUUCUCAGUUGAUGGCUCAAGCACUAACAGAUGAUGAAACAAAAGAAGCACAUAUCUGGAUACUACAGCAAAUUAAAAAUGCAACAAAUAGUUCUAUUCCUCAAGUUAUCUUUAUUAACACCGAUCCCACCUUAGUCACUACAAUACAAGAUGAAUUCCCAAAUACAAAUGCUCUUCAUUAUAUAUUUCAUAUUGCGCAAAAUAUUCCUCUCAAUUUGAAAAAUCACCUUAAAGAUAAUUAUGAAGAAUUUGUUAGAGAUUUCUUUGAA